GUAAACAGGAAACGCAAACCAGCGAUAAUAAAAAUAACGGACUAACAAAUACCUCUGUGUCAGUAGAAGUGAUGGAGGAAUAUAACCCUGGAGAUGAGGUUGCCUUCAAUGCCGAUGAGGUCAAUAUCUCAAUUAAAGAGUGUGUGGAAGGUGUUAUUGGUGGAACAGAUUACAACCAGAAUAAAGUGAACCAGUGGACGGCCAGUAUCGUGGAGCACUCUCUGACUCACCUGGUGAAACAGGGGCGGCCGUUCAAAUACAUAGUAAACUGUGCGAUCAUGCAGAAGAGCGGCGCUGGUCUCCACACAGCCAACUCCUGCUACUGGGACACUACCACUGAUGGAAGCUGCACAGCCCGGUGGGAGAACCGCACCAUGUACUGUGUGGUCAGUGUGUUUGCUGUUGCUGUGACGCUGUGAGCUGCUUUCUCUCCGCUCACUCCAUCAUGUGUGAAGCUUGAAAUGGCACCGUGACCAAGAAGAUCCUCUGAUGAUACCCCCCGUUUGUAGAGUAUUUCUCCCCACAGGCUGAAACAACCGCACGCCAUGAUAAAGAGUCGUGGUUUUAGUCCACGGCAUUUCUCUGAGAAAAUGUGGAAUUCUAGGGACCUGGUGACCUCAAACAUUCAUGUACUUUGAUUAGACGGCCAGUCUUCGGAAGUGAAAACUAAAUGUCUUCUCUCUUUAUGUCCGAAAUGUUCUUAUCUGUGCAUAAUGUAAAACUGUAAUAGUUUAUAGCCAUGCCACCAUGAAGGCUCUGGGGAUGGCAGUGUCCAUUUUUGGAGUAAAUGUAAUGAAAUGUGCUACACACACACAUUCAAAUCCUCCUCAGGAUACACUGCAAAACUGUAGUGCUUAAGACGAGCUGCUAACAUGGCGGUAGACUCUUCAUCUCGUCUUCAGUACAUUCCCAAAUGAAACAGAUGCCGUCUAGAAAGUUUGGUAUUGAAGAAAACGCUAAAUAGCUACCGGACUUCUUGUAUGAAGUGGCUCUACUAGUCUGUAUUAAUGUUUUAAUGAUUUAUAUUUAUUGCAGAUAUGUGUGUACAUUUUUCAGUAUGAUGGAGUUUAAUGGUCAAAGAGACUAAUGCACUUUUCCUGGAAUUCUUCCGUAGAAAUCCUGAAAUUCUUCUGUAAAAUUGAGUUAAUGAAGGCUGUGUAAUAAAUUUAUUUAUUGUAACAUCUACAGUGCAUUCGUUAAUUGUUGCAUCUGAGUGAGAGUUGAUCCCUACAAACUGAAUGUGACGGACACAAAAGGUGCAGUUUGGUUUUCUGUCCACUAGAGGUCAGAACUAUAUUUGGUAACUGCUUCGGCUGAAAAUAAGACAAAUCUGAGAAUUUUCACAUAUAGAUAAAAAUGUAUUUGAAUUUUUAUUAAUUAGGAUUAUUGUUUGAAUGCCUUUUAUCUUGUUCUUUUGAGGAUGCUCCUUGUGUACAAUAGAUUUCUCAUCUUUUUUGGCUCAUCUAAUUUGUACAAACAUAAGGAGCACUCGUUUGAUACCCGAGGUUUUCAUCCCUCUGCAGAUACAUUGCAAAAAGGACUAGGUGCAAAAACAAACCACACUGACAUUCUCUCCCUUGUACACACACCAUUUCACAAUAAAGGUUGAAAAUAAGCAAAGA
Molecule: messenger RNA, 1622 nt
Organism: Trematomus bernacchii (emerald rockcod)
Lineage: Eukaryota; Metazoa; Chordata; Actinopteri; Perciformes; Nototheniidae
Product: dynein light chain Tctex-type 3-like
Exons: 5
Coding region: 72-419 (115 amino acids)
Biological process (GO): microtubule-based movement
Cellular component (GO): cytoplasm; kinetochore; cytoplasmic dynein complex
Molecular function (GO): dynein intermediate chain binding
Source: RefSeq, a predicted model, not a curated record